This is a messenger RNA of Gymnogyps californianus (California condor), 537 nucleotides long. RefSeq names its product myosin light chain 7 (gene MYL7). Gene Ontology annotation, cellular component: myofibril; cytoplasm. Lineage: Eukaryota; Metazoa; Chordata; Aves; Accipitriformes; Cathartidae. Bases 1 to 537 code for a protein of 178 amino acids. Gene Ontology annotation, molecular function: calcium ion binding. Gene Ontology annotation, biological process: cardiac muscle tissue development; heart contraction. The transcript is spliced from 7 exons. The record is from RefSeq and is a predicted model, not a curated record.
AUGCCCCUGAAGGCCAGCAGGAGGGCGGGCACGUGCGGCGCGGUGGCAGCGGCCAGGCGGGCACAGCGCGGCUCCUCCAGCGACUUCUCCGUGUUCCAGCCCUCGCAGAUCCAGGAGUUCAAGGAGGCCUUCAGCUGCAUCGACCAGAACCGGGACGGGAUCGUCACCAAGGCGGACCUGAAGGAGACCUACUGGCAGCUGGGGAAGACGAACAUGAGCGACGAGGAGCUGGAGGAGAGGCUGAAGGAGGGGAAGGGGCCCAUUAACUUCACCGUCUUCCUGAGGCUCUUCGGGGAGAAGCUGAACGGCGCCGACCCCGAGGAGUCCAUCCUCAACGCCUUCAAGCUCUUCGACCCCGCCGGCACCAGCACCGUGAACAAGGAUGAGUUUAAGCAGCUCCUCCUGAGCCAGGCGGAUAAAUUCUCCCCGGAGGAGGCGGAGCAGACGUUCGCGGUGACGCCCGUCGACGCCUCGGGGAACAUCGACUGCAUGUCCCUGUGCUACGUCAUCACCCACGGGGACGAGAAGGAGGACUGA